Messenger RNA from Closterium sp. NIES-67, 3588 nucleotides. The record is from the annotation of a GenBank genome assembly. Lineage: Eukaryota; Viridiplantae; Streptophyta; Zygnematophyceae; Desmidiales; Closteriaceae.
AGAUGUGUUCGAUAUGGCUUCCUUGGCUGGAUGACAGGACAUGACGCCGCGGGUCUCGAGUCGACGUGCUGAAAUAGGGGACUCACUAGGCCGUGUUGUGAUGGGUAGCAAGGGAAGCGAGUUUAGGCUAGCUGGCUUCUCCUCCUCUCACCCGCUCGUCUGCCCUUCCCCGCAAAUCCCGCAACUUCGACGGCGAUCAUUUGACAGAUAUAGUCCGCGCACGCUCCUGGCGCGCAGUCUUAUCUGCUUCGGAAACGUCUCCCCGUCGCACUCCACCCGUACCUGUGGUGCUCUGGUGCCAUCGCCUGCUGUCCUCGGUCCAGCCGAUCUUGACGUCUCCCCCACGUGAUUCCAGAUCGGCCUUUCGGGCCCGAUUCGCCUCGCAGCGUCGAUUUCACACCUCGUUCCUCGCCUCGUGUUUUCCUCGCCUCGUGUUUUCCUCGCCUCUUGCUCUCGGCGUAACACAGAAUGUGCGAAAUAGAGAUGUCACGGCCCGUCCAAGUGCAGCCCCUUGGUCCGUCGCGGGUGGAAUUCCCUUCGCGGGGGAAUCGCCGUCGCGCCUUCGACGCAGGUUGACCCAUGUGGCGGAGUCUCCUUUCAACGUCGAAUCCGUCGAGUUUCUAACGCAACGCGCGGCGCAAGGCUGCCGAGGCAAGCGCCAUGCAGAGAGAGAGAAAGAGAGCACUCGACUCGAGCGGCGCCUUAGUACGGACAGAUUCCGCGGAGCCGCUCUUUGUUGGGUCUACUGUAUUGUUGCGCGACAUACCAGUACCCCGUUGGUGUCUUGCCAGUCUUGGGUCAGUCACGAGCCCUCGCGUAGUGUGCUCGAGACGAGCUCGCCAGCCGAUCUCUCGAGACGUUCCGUCUAUCUCGCGGAGAGCGCCAACGAGCAGUCACAGAAGGUUCUUCGGCACGCGUCUCCAUUCUGACAGAUUCUCUGACACUCUCUACGAGCUACAUCCGGAGGGCGCUGAGAGGUGCUAUUUGCAAGGGUGUCCUUUCGUGAUUAUAUCCGCGGUGAGGUAGCCUUUACCAGAAUCAAUCACGGCUAUUGCCGCUCCCUCCAGCUACCAGCAUCCCUAGGUUGGUAGACUGGGUGUUAAUCACCCCUCCCGGCGUUGCUGCUGCUGCUUCCGAGAAGUGCUUUUUCUAGUCGCGCGGCCUUGUAGGUUGUGAAGAUACUGAGUAUCACGCGGCCUGCGAAUUUUCCUGUAACGGGUUGUUACAAGCCUGUGGCUGUUAACAUGGGGGAGGCAGCGGACGUCGAGGCGGGAUUCGCGGCGGGUGAAGCGCUAGAGCCCACAGAAGGCUUCACUGUAGUCGACCUUGGAACCAGGAACGGCAGCAACGGCAGCAGCGGCAGCAACGGCAGCAGCGGCAGCAACGACUGCAGCAGCGGCAGCAGCGGCCGCAACAACAGCAGCAGCGGCAGCAGCGGCAGUGAUGGCGGCGUGGUUUCGUCUUUCAACGAGUUCGCUGCUGGCAAGAGCGGCUUCGCGAAGCACGCGCUCGAUCACUCCGCGUACGACCUCACCGUCGUGGACUUGUCCUACAAGGUCGUCAAGAAUGUCGGUAAUAACAAGCAGGAGAUGAUUCUGCUAAACAAGGUCAACGCGAAGGCACGCCAUGGCGAGAUGAUGGCGGUCGUCGGCCCGUCGGGCGCGGGAAAAUCGACGUUUCUCGACGCGAUCGCGGGGCGAAUCAGCCAAUCCUCGCUGGACGGCGAGAUUCUGGUUAACGGCAAGCCGGUAGCGUCCUCGUUCAAGCGCGUGUCUGGCUACGUUAUGCAAGACGACCAGCUUUUCCCGAUGCUGUCCGUUCGCGAAACGCUGAUGUUUUCCGCGCGCCUGCGACUUCCUGCGACGAUGUCGCUCGCCGAUAAAAAGGAACGCGUUUCGGAUCUGAUCGACGAAUUGGGAUUGACGACAUGCGCGAACACAAUUAUUGGGAACGCCGAAGUUCGCGGAGUUUCGGGUGGCGAGCGGCGAAGGGUUUCGAUAGGCGUGGAUUUGAUACACGACCCUGCUGUACUCUUUUUGGACGAACCCACUUCAGGGUUGGAUUCUACAGCUGCGUUAAACGUUAUGCAAAGUUUGCAUGAUAUUGCGACGCACCGGCGCCGCACGAUUAUUCUCACCAUUCACCAGCCGUCCUUCAGGAUUUUGGACCUGAUUCACAAUUUCCUGGUGCUGGCGAAGGGUUCUGCGGUGUACCACGGGUCGUAUCCAGGGAUGCUGAAAUUCUUUGAAGACUUUGGCACAGAGGUGCCUGAACACGUGAACGCCCUGGAGUAUGCGUUGGACAUGAUUGAGGAAGAGCAGCAGAAGGAGAGAGGGCUGGACGAGCUGAUCCGAUUCAGUAGGGCGCGCUACGAGCACGAGAAGUCUCUGGGAACGCACAGCACCCUCGGCGCGCACCACCACACCUCCCCCCCUCCCCGCACCUUUGCAACACCCUUCCUCCACGAAACCCUAACUCUCGCCGACCGCAACUUCAAAAACAUCUUCCGAACCCCGGAGCUCUUCCUCGCCCGCAUCGGUCUCAUGGUGGUAACCGGACUCAUCCUUGGCUCACUCUUUCUCAAGUCCGGCUACGACGCCGAAGGAAUCACCAACCGCGCGUCCUUCUUCGCCUUCGCUCUAGCCCUCCUCCUCUUCACCUCCACCGAAGGCCUCCCGAUUUUCCUCGACGAGAGGCAGAUUUACAUCCGGGAGACGUCGCGCGGCGCGUACCGCACGGCGUCGUAUGUGCUCGCGGGGGCUCUGGUCUUCCUGCCGUUCCUGUUCCUGCUCUCGCUGCUCUUCUCCUGCGUUGCGUACUUCAUGGUGGGGCUUGCUGCGACGGCGACGGCGUUUUUCCGGUUUGUCGCGACGAUGUUUCUGACGCUGGCGGUGGGGAAUUCGUUCGUGGUGUUCUUUGCGGCGUUCGUGCCGAAUUACAUCACCGGGAAUACGGUGGUCACGGCGAUUACCGCGUUCUUUUUCCUCUUUAGUGGCUUCUUCAUUUCCAAGGCCAACAUCCCUCCCUAUUGGAUCUGGAUGAACUACCUCUCUACCUUCAAAUACCCUCUUGAGAUGCUCACUCUUAACGAGUAUGGCUCUCUGCCCUCCGUCUGCUGGGAGUACCUUGUUAAGAGCGACCCCACCUCGCCCUGUGUAGUGAUUUCCGACAGCGUUAUUGCGCGAUUCGAUAUGGCAGAUAGUAGCAGGUUCUGGGAGUCUGCAGUGAUCAUGGUCUCUUUCUUCGUCGGCUAUCGGAUCUUGUUCUAUUUCGCUCUGAGGUACCAGACCUCCCUUGUGCGCCAGUAGGGGGAGUUCUCUUUGAAGGCGCCUAAAAAAAAGAGACUCCUCACCUCAUGCAUGGUCUCUUCUUCAGCUAUCGGAUCUUGUUUUAUUUUCCUCUGAGAUACCAGACCUCCCCUGUGCGGAAGGGGAGGUUUGUGUGUAUAGGUUUUUGUAGUGGAAAGAGUAUAACUACCGGUAGGCUAGAUGGCGGUGCUUUGCAACCUUUUUAGUUCCUAGACGUGUAAAUCUGUAUGCAUGUACAUCUGCGUAUCAGUUGAAAUACCAGUAAAAGUGGAAUUUUAUA